AAUGAUGUCAUUGAUUAAACAUCAACUAAGCAAAAGAAUAAUUUAAUAGGAUAAAGAAUCUGAAUAUAUCAAUAGAAGCAUUCUUUCAUCCAAUCUAUUUAUGUGUAAUCAAAUUUUGAUUCAAUUCAAGAUUUUAAUAAGGAAAUUCCUAUAGCUAUGCAUUAUGUUUUAAUAUAACUCUCACAAAAAAGAAGAUAUUAAUUAAAAAGACAUUUUGAUAUUUAAAUGA
Paramecium sonneborni is the source of this 229-nucleotide messenger RNA. NCBI's taxonomy places the organism in Eukaryota, Ciliophora, Oligohymenophorea, Peniculida, Parameciidae. The record is from the annotation of a GenBank genome assembly.